AUGGUGACGUCGGAAGCGCCAACGGAUUUCCCUCCUCCUCCUCCCUACAAUGUUGUCACGACAACUACUGCGGCUGCAAGGAUCUCGAGAGGAUGUCAGAAUCCGCCCAAGGAUUGUAAUUGCGUUGCUUCUUCUGAGCUUCAAAUGGCGCUGGAACGCUUCCGAGUCUACAAACGUGCAUUAGGUACGACUAUCUUUGUUGGCUUCUACUACAUAAUCUAUCUGGCUCUGAUUGGGUACUUCUUCAAAUGCCAUCGAGACCAUAUCAUAGCCUUGAUCGUUGUUGGGAGCAUGUGUUUGCUAGCCAUUUGGGGUUGUCUGAAGCAGAAUAGCGCGAUGCUGUUUCCGAUGUUCUUGAUGCAUGUAAGAAAUAAAUUGGCUUUGUUAAUUGAGCAAGUUUCUUUUUUCAAGAUUGUCUCAUUCAUCACCUUCUUGACUGCUUUUGUGUUCACCACGUUCUGCCUGUUCGAUACCAAUCUCACCUAUUGGGACAAAAUAGUAGAUCAGGCACCCCAGCUCCAGCAACUAGCGAAUGCUUUGUACUCGUUAGGUAUCGGUAAGCGACAGGCGAUUUUUGUCUUCAUGACAUUCUGGCUGUUUUGCGCAAUGGCUGCUAGUAUGGUUGUCUCUACUAUCUGGACACUGCUCGAUAAGAUGCCUAUGUACUGCUCCGAACUUCAUAAGAUCGCUCUCUCCAUGUUCGGCAACAAAACGGACCUGAAGAACCCGACACUUGUGAAACACCUUCGGAUGCAUGUUCGAGCUCGGGCGUUGGGUAAGGCGCAAGCGACUACUGUCUAG
Messenger RNA from Meloidogyne enterolobii, 801 nucleotides. The record is from the annotation of a GenBank genome assembly. NCBI's taxonomy places the organism in Eukaryota, Metazoa, Nematoda, Chromadorea, Rhabditida, Meloidogynidae.